ACGACGUUUUACAAAUAACGCAGCAGUGCUCUAAUAUUUUCAACGCUUAAGUUCUUAACUGCUUGAUGGCAAAGCAAAACCACUCAGCAGCUAGUGGUCGGUGUCUAUUCCAGGGAAACAGUGCAUAUAAAUGACAGUGUCUGUUACAGGCGCGAGCGACAAGUGCAAUGUUUUCAAAACAGUAAAAGAUGGAUGUCGCAGGACGGCGCACUGGGAUGCACUACGCAUCUAAUUCCCAGCCAUGAAAACAUCUGAAGUACACGGCCUGUGAUGCUGAUGCGAGUGGCAUGGAACCAUAUGUCAAGGAGCAGCCAAAAGGAAACUUCUUCGACAUCGCACCUCUCUUACGCCAACAUGAAAAGAAGCUCCGACGAGAAAUCGUUCUUCCAACCAUCAGGCUCGAGGCGGACCGUUGUCGCCGCAAGAAGCAGUACGACGCCGGGCGGGCGCAGACGCACUGGGAGAAACUGAAGCGCACCAUCCUCGACGCUCAGCGAGGCGGCGCCUUCUCCUACAGUCUGUCCAACCUGGAGCAGAUCAGACAGGUCGUGCUGUUCGCAGAGCGUCAGGGCGUGGUGGACCAGCGGUCCUCCUUCAGCGACGCCCGUUUUGCGUUCCCGGAGGUCUACGUGAGGCGGACCGACGACGAGUCGGACGAAGGAUUCAAGACUCCCGCAUCGGGAUACGCUUCGCCCCUGUUGGUGAAGUCUUGGACUGACGCUGGCCCUUCGGCUGUCGCUUCGGAGCGACAGAGCGUUCUUCCCUCGUCGUCUCACUAUGGCCUCGUGCGACGGUGGAGAAGUCCAGACCACAGCCCUAAGACCAGAGUUGACGCUAUCGGCUUUAACGAAAAGGGGAAAGCGGUUAAGCGAAAGCGCCUGGUACAGUCGCCUACCUGGACCUACGAAUCGGAGUCGAGGAGCCAAUCACCAGCUCGACAGCGGGAACCUGAAGCGACGAAUGGAGAAGCAGCGCAUUGCCACCGCCACUAUCAUCAUGAUAAUUAUGAGCAGGAGCAGGAAGAACAGCCGGAGAUACAGGAAGACGAAGAGUCCGUGGAGGGCGCGAGGGCCUCGAUGACCCUAGAAGAAAUGCAUGCGUCGCUGGACAGGUUAACAAAGAUAAUAAGCGAGAUGGCACUGCUGCUUAGCGUGAGCACAGCGCAGAGCGAGAUUCGAGGCGAGGACCUUCGUCGGAGGCCGUCGAGUCCGGCGGCGAUGAGGAGAUCGACCCGGGCGCGGAGCAUCAGCCGACAUCACGCGCACUCGUCGCGUGAACGGACGGCGAGUGCGAAGUCGUCGCCUCCCGACACGCCGGCAGUUCAGAGAGCGAGCCAUCCCGCCCGACACGUCUCUUCCAGUGACUUCGCCUUCUUCCCGGCUUCCGAUGAUGAAGAGGGUCAACAGUCCCGUCGGAAGAAAGGGAAGCACCCGAAGCCUCAACGAGAUCAAGAGUACCGCUCCGCGCCUGAGGCGUGCGCUGCACCCGUCUGCAGAAAAGCCAGUUACCAGGCUGUCGUCGAUCGGAACAAUCCUGCGAUGAACUUUGACGCGUCGUCCGAUUUCGUCUCCGCUGGCAGCGCGCACGACGAGUCUAGUUGUUGCUCGAGUAGCAAAAGCGAUUCGGAGCACUCCACUUCGCAGGAUGUGGAGAGCGAUGUCGAGGACCUAUGCGUCGUCACGUUCACGUCCGCGGAAGAUCGCUCUCCGGAGGCGUUGUGCCGGUCAAUGUCGGGUGUUCCUGACGACGAACGACGGCUUCUCUCCGCGGAGGCGCGGUCUCCGGGACUCUUCUUUCAACACCCACCGUUCCUUCCCCCCGACGAACUACCAGAAGACCACGGAGCCUUCGAGGCAGCUUCGCUCCAGAUCGACGACGCGGGCCGCUUGAGUCCCGGUGAAAUCCAGCUGGACUCUGGAGGCACGGAGCCUCCUUCCGAGCUGACGUUUCCGAUUUUUCAGACGCAAGAUCGAGGGCAGGAACGAGGUUUCAGAGGCACCGCCAGGGGUGCAUGCUGGUCUGAUCCUGGGCGUUUCGGGACCGAGCUGUUCAACAUCGAGGACGUCGACGACAAUGGAGGCGGCCUACGUGCUGUACGUUGUCGCGGCGAUGACCGCUUGCCGCAUGGCGGGAUACCGCUGGAGCAGGGCGCCAGAGAGGACUACCCUUCUCAACACAUCUGGCGCUGGGCCAAGAGCGACAGCGACCGCGUCGCGGAAGAGAGGGCCAUGCGGAGGCUCGAGCUCUACAAGACUACUUACGGCGGGAACAUCGAUGGCCAGCCGCCUCACAUGAAAGCAGCACACCUGCGGCUGGCGUCGUCUCCUCAACGUGUCGGCCAGCGGAUGUGCCAACUGGAGAUCGUCUGCAUCAUCACGCCCAUCGCGCAAGAGUCCAACAGCGCGCCGACCAGCACCAUGCACGUGCAGGCAGCUCAUUCAUCAAGCCUCCCUGAGCGAAAAGCUCCGUGACGAGAGUAUCGUUAGCUCUGGUUGUCGUCGACCUUCGUCCAGGAGUGCGGCUGCGCUAGUGUAACGGAACCCUGACGAUCGACCAAAGGAUUGCUCCCGCACUCGGAUCAUGUGCUAGUGUGGCUCAAUAUAUAUGCUUGCCGCAUCUAGGAAGGCGGAGGUCCAUCCUAAAGAACAAUAUACGGCGCAGUACGGCUCAUCGCUUGAAGCUCGAAGCAUGAGAGAAUAUCGUCGCACUCCAAUUAAGCGUCUGUGGAAAGACCAGUUCGCUCACAAGGACGACCAGAAGUUCUUUCUUUUUUUUUUUGAAAAGAGAACAGAUAAUCCAACUUGA
This is a messenger RNA of Dermacentor albipictus, 2805 nucleotides long. RefSeq lists its product as uncharacterized. Lineage: Eukaryota; Metazoa; Arthropoda; Arachnida; Ixodida; Ixodidae. The record is from RefSeq and is a predicted model, not a curated record.